AAUACUGGAUUCAAGGCAGAAUGGCGCAAUUAUCAUCCGAUGAGCUUUCACAAAGCAUGCAGUAUGCUCUUAAAGAGGUUGCUGACUUAACGAAAGAGAUAGGACACAUGAGUAUGAAUAUCGUGACUAAAUUACACAGACCACCGAUUGACACAAGUGAGCAAGUCAUACUUCUUAUGAACGAAACUUUGACUGUUUUCAUAACCAUAGGCCGAAAAGUUAUAAGAGUACAAGAGAUAAUGAAGACAAACUUACAGUGUUAUUCUAGUAUGCUGGAAACACGGGAACCAGAUGGAACGGCUAAAAACUUUUCGAUCAGAGAUGAACCGCAGUCCACCCAUAACAAGUCGUUGAGCGCAGUAGCGCCUUUUUCGGUGAAGUUGCCAACUAAACCACAAGCAAAAAUGUCUGCACAACCCCCAUUAUUCACCUUGAGUUCACCGAAGCAUGCUUCACCAAAGACACCUAUUCAGCUUUCAUCGUUGCCGCCCCGCCUGCCGGUAAAUUACGACAAAGUCAUUGUGAGGGAAGACAUAAAAACCGAUGACGUACAGCACACACCUUUCAAUGGUAAAGAUUUGGAUUCGGCAUCAUUUAGUUCCUCUUUGUCAUCUAGAAUGGGGUCAACAAUUUUGAAUCCACCUGGUUUAGACUUAGAAAGACAACUAACGGUACAAACACAGGAUGUUGUCGAUUUUCAGGCAUCGGAGCCCAAUGCAGAAGACGAUUCAUACUUAAUGGAAUGGAUGGCUCAACAACAUUAUACUGAAGGUGCAGAUGAGGCCGAUUUUUACAAAUGGUUGACGCAAGUGCUUUGUGACGAAUUUGUGGCAUGUAUGAAACGUGGAUUGCAACUUGUGGAUUUUUUUAAGCAAUCACAAUGUGAGCCUGUCGGGGGAAUGGGCCUGAUACCAUUCUGUGCCUUGACACGUCUACAAGCAUGUAUUGAAGAGCUUGCCAAUUUCGAAGUGAUGCAUGGAAAUAUAGCAGUGACGACAUUUGGAAGUCAACCUAAGGUCGCCCUCCACCUAACGAAUGACUACACACAAGCUAGGAAUGUAAUUGAUUCGCUUGUUGCUGAAGGUCCGAGUACGCUCUAUCGUGGUCUAUCGAUGGCUAUUGCGGCUUGCAUUGCUAAUUAUGCAAACGUUGUGGUCAAUGAUGUCCGCUUGAUGGCUCGGGUCAUAGUGUUGACCGAUGGGAAGUUUUCCGCUGAGGAUGCAAAGGACGAAAACUAUGAGUUGGAUCAGAGAAAUGCCAUUCUGGUCCCAUUUGCAGCAAACUUGUUGAAAUUGAAUGGAAUUGUUUGUUACUGUGUACACAUAGGCGAACCAGCAGAUUCGGUAUGUCCAGAAACAGUUAAGUGA
This is a messenger RNA of Mizuhopecten yessoensis (Yesso scallop), 1367 nucleotides long. RefSeq lists its product as uncharacterized. The transcript has 10 exons. The record is from RefSeq and is a predicted model, not a curated record. Lineage: Eukaryota; Metazoa; Mollusca; Bivalvia; Pectinida; Pectinidae. Bases 21 to 1367 code for a protein of 448 amino acids.